CUGUCUAGGAUGUUAUGAUAAAUUAAUGUUUGAUUGUGUUUUCUUCUGUUCUAAGUGUGGACUUCCACUUUGCAGUGAUUCAUGUCCGAAGCUGAUCAAUCAUAGACCUGAAUGUGAGAUGUUAUCUCCUGCAAGAGAUAUUAUUAUUCUAAACUCUGAGAUAGAUCUCCAACAGGUUUAUUAUUUUGUAACAGUGCUUAGGGCGCUCUGGCUUCGAGAGAAUAAUAAUAAGCAAUGGGAAGCAGUUAAGCUGUUAAUGAGUAACCUGGAGAAAAGAAGAGGCACGAAAAUAUUUGAUUUUAAUCAGACCUACGUGGUAGAGACAUUACAGCAUUUUGGAAUACGAGACUUUACAGAAGAUCAGAUACAGGAAAUUUGUGGAAUAUUUGAUUCAAAUGCUUACGAGAGUUCUGGACCUUCAAGAGUCUCCUGCAGAGGACUGUACUUAAUAGCGAGCAUGAUGAAUUCUUCCUGCCUACCCAACACUAGACAUUUUUUCAGAGAUUCUGGUGAGAUGGUUCUGGUGUGUACGAGACCUGUUUAUCAAGGAGCAGAAAUUCUAGGUUGCUACACCCAACCACGCUGGGCCACAACUCCUCGUCAGAAACAUCUACUCACAACUAAAUUUUUUAGGUGUAAGUGUGCUAGAUGUGAGGACCCAGAGGAGUGCGGUACAUAUUCAGGAGCUCUACUCUGCCCAACACCGGAUUGCAGGAACCCUGUAUGCCCCCGAUAUCCCGGAGAAGCAAACCAGGACUGGAUCUGUAUAAAGUGUAAAACACAUGUUCCCUCGAGAAAGUGUUUGACCAGUCUAGCUGUGGGUACCCAGCUAGUUCAUACCAGAGAUAGAUCUGACCAGAAACAACUUAUCCAACUUAUUCAAAAGUUAGAAGGGUGGCUGUAUCCUACCCACUACACUGUAUCAGAGUUAAAGAUGGCUUGUAUCACGGAGUGGGGAGAUCCAAAUUUUGUUCCUUUUAAAGAUGUUGAUGAGAUUGAACUAAAACUUAAAAUCAAGUUUUCUGUUGAGAUGAUGAAAUCUGUAGAAAUAAUAGAGGGAGAACAAUCUAGGAGUAAGGGAUUUAUUAUCUACAAUUUACUAAAAACAUUAGAUCACUGUAAAACAAUGGAGAUAGCAGUUGACAAGGAUAUUCUGAAACUAGUUCCUCAGCUUACAAGAGAAAUUAAGAUUAUAUUCAAGGACGACUGUGGAUCUCCAGUAGAUUAUUGCAGUUUUAUUCAUUAAACUUAUUAUUCAGCAACAUUUUUACUCUAGGGUUCAUUUCAAGUACCUCACUCGUUUUAAAGGGACUGUCAGCGUAAUUUUCAAGGGAAAUGCCCGAUUUACAACUUGAAAUUACACUUACAGUCUCUUCAAAGAAGCUCUGUCAAGUUGUAUAGUAUACAUAAAGACUGUAGACGGCUUAAACGGUACAUUACAUCAAAUGAAUCAUUUCCUUCUUGUGAGAUUAUAGUGCUAGGUAAAGUAAAAAAAAAUGUAAACAACACUUUUUUUGUAUUUUGAUAAUAAUGUGAUAAAUAACAUAAAUUAUAAGAUAUUCAAAUUGUGAUUCUAAGAAUAAGUAAGCUUGUUGAAUUGAUAAACAUUAAGUUUUAA
This is a messenger RNA of Eurytemora carolleeae, 1618 nucleotides long. Its product is annotated as protein msta. Gene Ontology annotation, molecular function: protein binding. The record is from RefSeq and is a predicted model, not a curated record. NCBI's taxonomy places the organism in Eukaryota, Metazoa, Arthropoda, Copepoda, Calanoida, Temoridae. The coding region runs from base 26 to 1246 and encodes 406 amino acids. The transcript is spliced from 18 exons.